GAACAUCCUGGAACAUAUAAACAGGUAUUUAGCCACAUCUUUUGAUUUCAUCCCUUAUGUGGGAAAAAUCUUGGAUCUUGUCCAAAACUGGGGUUUAGACAUUGAUUGACAUGUCUGAUGAGCAUAUGCUGGGGAAGCUGUAUUUCAGAGGGUCCCCAAGAGAAAAUAAAAAAGUCACUAUAAUCAAAGAAGAAUUCUUGACAGAGUGGGCUAGACACAGGUACAAUGUAAGACAAAACCCCUGGUCUACCCCCACUUCCUUCCCAAACUAGAAUAUGUAUGCUUCCUGGUAUGCUUCAGUGGUAAAACUGAAAAUUGUUUCACUAGGAGUCCAAGUCACGCUACUGUGAGACUUCUCUUCAAGAGUUCAGGGUGCCAGAGUGGAAAGUAUUUCACCGCUGACUAGAGAAAGUAUCAGAGACCGGGAGACAGUGGUCAAAGCAGCUGUUCCAGGUGCCUCGGUGAUUGAAGAAAGGUCAGGACCACCACGUGGCUGCCAGCAUCGCUGAGAGAAACAGCACCAAGAGGACUGCAGAGCCGCAGGUAGUGGCUCUGUUAUAGGUGAGACACAACCUACCCGUCCUGGAUCAGUUCUAGAGACAUUACAGGAAGUGCUGAGUUGUUGCCGCUGGGCAAGUAAGGGUUAACAGUCCAGGAGAUUUUGAGACCACUCUUAGAGUGACCUGACCUAGGAUCCACCCCCUAGGUCAUCCAGGAUUUUUUUUUAAUCUAAGGCAGUGCAUAUCUGCCCCACAAACUAACUGGUGCCCCUACGAGUCAGGGCAAGUGGAUACUUGGAGCGAUGGCACUGGCACUGCUAGAGGACUGGUGUGGGAUAAUGAGUGUGGAUACUCAGAAAUCACUGUUGGUUAUGGGGAUACCAGUGGAGUGUGAUGAGCCUGAGAUUCAGGAGGUUCUUCAGGAGAAUUUGAAGUCCCUGGGCAGGUAUAGACUGCUUGGCAAAAUAUUCAGGAAGCAGGAUAAUGCCAAUGCUGUCUUAUUAGAGCUUAUGGAGGAUAUUGAUAUCUCCGUGAUCCCCAGUGAGGUGCAGGGAAGGGGCGGUGUCUGGAAAGUGGUCUUUAAGACCCCUAAUCAGGACACUGAAUUUCUUGAAAGACUGAACCUCUUCUUAGAAAAAGAGGAACAGACAUUAGCGGGUAUGUUCCGAGCCCUUGGGCAUGAGGGAGUGUCCACAGCUGCUGUCCCCUCCAUAUCACCAGAGUUACUGGCCAAUUUGGUGGGACAGGCAAUAGCGCAUGCACCUCAGCCUCUGCUACCCAUGAGAUACCGAAAACUGAGAAUAUUCUCAGGCAGUGCUGUUCCAGCCCCAGAGGAAGAGCCCUUUGAAAUCUGGUUGGAACAGGCCACUGAGAUAGUCAAAGAGUGGCCAGUAGCAGAGGCAGAAAAGAAAAGGUGGUUGAUGGAAAGCCUGCGUGGCCCUGCUCUGGACCUCAUGCAUAUAGUGCAGGCAGACAACCAGUCCAUAAGCGUGGAAGAGUGUUUGGAGGCAUUUAAACAAGUGUUUGGAAGCCUGGAGAGCCGCAGGACCUCACAGGUUAGGUAUCUGAAGACCUAUCAGGAGGAGGGCGAGAAAGUCUCUGCCUAUGUGUUACGGUUAGAAACCUUGCUUCGGAAAGCUGUUGAGAAGCGUGCCAUUCCUAGAAAUAUUGCAGAUCAGGUCCGUUUGGAACAAAUCAUGGCUGGGGCGAGCCUUAGUGAAAUCCUUUGGUGCAGGCUUAGGGAGCUGAAGGAUCAAGGACCGCCUCCCAGCUUCCUUGAGUUGAUGAAGGUAAUACGGGAAGAAGAAGAGGAAGAGGCCUCUUUUGAACAUGAGAAUCUUGAAGAUCCAGAUGAGGCGGAAACCUAUGGCCAGUGGGUUAACCAGGCCAGUGCGUAAGGUCGAAACUGGAAUAGGAUCACAGUAGUGGCCUCACUCUCCUAGGCUAAGACCUUUCAAUAUUUUUUUUUCCUUCAUGCACUGGGUUAAAAUCAAGACAUUCAAUUUAAGUCUUAACUCUUCUAAGAAAAAUAUCUGAGAGUUUCUUGGACCCUACAUAGAUUAAUAAUAAAAGAUUACAUACCAACUGUGAGAUCAUAAGCUGAAAGGAAUCUGAAACACCAGUACUUAAAGCUUCCUUAAAAUACCCAAAUACACUAAAAUUUAUCCAUAAAUAAAAGAAAUAAUUGACAUGAGAAAAAAUAUUUAUUGUAAAAUAUUUGAAAACCUAAGCUGUUUUACUUAUUAAGUCUUUAUCUUUCUCCUAUCAGCAAAUUCUUUCUGAGUCCCUAGCAUCGUGAGGCACUUUACAGAGAAGUGCGAGUCAUGAACUUACCAAACAUGGCCAUGCCCUCAGGGAGUUUACAGUCUAGUGGAGGAGGCGGGCCUACAAAAGUGAAAAGUUAAAUAACCAUAUGUGUAAAUAAGUUCACAUCACCAAUAAAAGUGUUGUUGCCAAAUGAAUACUACCAUCUCGGCCUUUAGGUUUCUUUCUUCUCCUUACUUGGGAAGCGCUCAUCUCGCUUCUCUGUGAGGUGUCUGGACAGUUGGUCCCAGGACUAGGCACUUGUGUUAGGACCUGAAGAAACAGGUGACUCCACCUAAAUGCCAGCUUUCAAGAGUUCCAGCAGCUGAGUGGCGUCCUCAAAGAAUGGUUGGAAAUUCAAGGAGAAAAAGCAGGACAGUGAAAAUGUGCAGGGCACGUUUGGAUUUAGUGAGCAGGUUAGAGAAGAAGGCUUUUAGUGGUAAAAGGGCAAAGAGGAGAGGAAGGAAACUCACGUUUAUUGAGGGCCUGCUAGGUGCCAGAUGUUUUACACAUAUCUCAUUUAAUGUGUACGGCAACUCUAACACCCUAAUGUGGUAUCGUUUUUGCUCUUUUGGAAAGAGAAACAAGCUCAGAUGAUUAAGUGGUCUUCUCAAUGUCAAAAUGCUGAGAAGUAACAGAGGCUAGAUAUGUCUAACUCAUGUUAAUCUGCUCUCUACCACGAUAAAAAAAAAAACACGAUAGAGCUUUUCAAAUUGUGUUUGGCAGAAGUUUUUUUUCCACCAGUUCCAUCUGUAAAAUGCAUUUUAAAGUAUUUAAACCCAUAAUGAAUAACAGGUAGACUCAAAUGUGUUUAUAGCCAAAUUUUAGCACGUUGGCAUUCACCAACAGGUUCGCUUUAUUUCCAGAUUGACUCAUUUUUGUGCAGACCUUGGAACAAAGCUUCUUUUGCAGUA
Molecule: messenger RNA, 3217 nt
Organism: Loxodonta africana (African savanna elephant)
Lineage: Eukaryota; Metazoa; Chordata; Mammalia; Proboscidea; Elephantidae
Gene: PNMA2
Product: PNMA family member 2
Exons: 1
Coding region: 803-1897 (364 amino acids)
Source: RefSeq, a predicted model, not a curated record